AUAUAUAAGAGGUUUUUUGUGAUCACCUUCCUGGGGUCUAUCCUAUGGAUCGCCAUCUUCUCCUACCUCAUGGUGUGGUGGGCACAUCAGGUGGGAGAGACCAUAGGCAUCUCAGAGGAGAUCAUGGGCCUAACCAUCCUAGCUGCAGGAACGUCCAUCCCUGACCUCAUCACUAGUGUUAUUGUGGCCCGUAAAGGACUGGGGGAUAUGGCUGUGUCCAGUUCUGUGGGCUCCAACAUCUUCGACAUCACCAUGGGCCUGCCAGUCCCGUGGUUAUUGUGGUCGUCGUUCCAUGGUUUUGCUCCGGUGCCCGUCAGCUCCAAUGGUCUGUUCUGUGCCAUUGUGUUGCUCUUCCUCAUGCUCCUCUUCGUCAUCAUCAGUAUUGCUGUGUGUAAGUGGAGGAUGAACAAGAUGCUGGGAUCUACCAUGUUCUUUCUCUAUUUUGUCUUCCUGGUGCUGAGUGUUCUGCUAGAGGACAGAGUUAUCAUCUGUCCUGUGUCCAUCUGACACUUUUGUCUUCCUGGUGCUGAGUGUUCUGCUAGAGGACAGAGUUAUCAUCUGUCCUGUGUCCAUCUGACACUUUUGUCUUCCUGGUGCUGAGUGUUCUGCUAGAGGACAGAGUUAUCAUUGAUGGAAUUUAUUUGACAAUUUGUCAAAUACAUAUGGGCGCUUCAGCCGGUGACACCUCCACAAAAUAGUUUGCUUCAUAACAUGAGAUAAUUAGUACAAUUUCCUAAUAAACAUUGAGUGCACACACACAAACACACACCCAAACAUACACGCACACACACAAAUGCAUACACACACACACACACACACACACACACACAGAAACAUACACACACCUGCUGGAGGAUCAAGUCAUUAUAUGCUCUGUUUCCAUCUGAGACUGAUGUGUGAGGCCUCUCUUUUGGGGCUGAUUGUGUGAGGCCUCUCUUUUGCAUGGUGUCUGACCAGAUGAGUCUACAGGCAUGGUUCCAAAUUAAAUAGAUACUUCAGUUUAAAGAAAGUCACUAACUAGCAUUUGCGAGUAGAUACCAUAGGCUUCCAGUCAUUGCGCUAACACUAGUUAGCGUUGGCUCACGGAACUACCUCUAAUUUUCUUCAUGUUGGAUGCAGAGACAUACAGAUGGUAUGCAUGAGUUCAUCUGACUCUGAGGAAGUACAUAAAGUGCUUCUUUGCCAACAUCCAGAAGUAUCCCUUCAACAUUUUUCAUUGGUAGCACUGGUGCUCCCAACUUUAAAAUGUUAGGAGCAACACAUGAAACUUAGAAGCACCAGAAAACAGGAUGUGUUUGAUUCAGAGAUACAGCCUAUAUUAGGCUUUUAUAUGUGUCCUAGAAACUAAUAGGUAAAGAAAUGUGUUUAUUAUCAAAUGUUGAUAUUAAUACCUGUUAUUGACAUUACAAAAGUUAUUUUUCAAAUAUUAGGUUUCUGCAUUGUGUAAAAGCACAAUUUUCCUAUUGAGAUACAUUGAAUUGGAAAUUGUACACUGUCCCUUUAAACACUUCAGGUUUGUGAUGACAACAUGUAAGAGAUCUGUCAUUCAUUCAUUGCUGUGAUCCUUGACCUCCUGAAGAAGAUAUCCCCUUCCUUUCUUUCUGUGUCCCCAGAUGUUCGGAUAUACUGGUGAAGUUACCAGGUUGUUAGCUAGCCAAUGAGGUAACAUUACUGAACAAAGUAUAAACAAGUGGUUAACGACGCACAAGUAGUUUUAGAAUGGCCCAAAACAUAAUUUCAGAAUGUAAAAUGUGGUCCCUGAGAUCCGCUAUAGACAAUCCGCUAUAGACAAGUUGGUUGUUUCGCAACAAAACCGACUCAUGCCCAAAUAUGGGGCAAAACAGACUGGGUUGACUUAGAUUGUUGACAACAUGUUAACAAUAUUUAGUCUCCAAUGUUUAUUGAAAACAUAAAUGAAGCUAGCUACCUAGCAAAUUUGAGCCAUAUUACAAUAGACACCUCUAUUAGAAAACACCUCAAAACAAGAUCAAACUAGCUGAACGAGUCACUUACUAUUCGCCACGUGGCAGCUUCUCGUCAUUGUAGCUAGCUGUCUGGCCAUCCAGAACCAUAACAACACAUUAAGCUAUUCACUUUAUUGUACAGUAGAAGAUGUUUUAACUCAGACAGCUUUUAGGGAAACACGUGUGACAUUCUCUCGUUGGGUUAAACCACAGAAGAUAUUUUGACCUGGUUGGGCUAGAAGCAGGCCGUUUUCUCUGUGGUAAUGAUUUAACCAUGGCGCUAACUAAUCUGUUCUCACUUUGUUCUCUCUAACUAUGGUACAGAGAAGCCUGAUCAUUACAAUUAUUAUCUGGGGGAUUCUUUUCCUAGUCGCUCCCAAAAUAAAACUACUGGUCAUACAACAAAAUAUUUCAUAUGCCACCAAACUGGUCGCACUUAACAGCCCUGUCUCUGUCCGGCUCGAUGGACCUUUGAAUGCAUCAUUGAAAUAUCCCAAUCAUUUGAUUUCUAAAAGCUGUAGCAAUGUCUACAUUGAGUUGUUGGUGGAUUAUGACUAUCCGAGGCUCUCUGACUGGCAACACAGUCAACACAAUGUCAAUUGAGAUGUUGCCGAAUUUCAAAUCACUUAAAAAUGUCUGGUUUUGACUUUCAGAAAUGCUGACCUAAGUAUAAAGAAGUGCGAGUAGUGAAACGAGUUGUAUUAUUUAUUUUAUUAAUAAUAUAAUAUUAUUACCAACAAUUACUUUAUUGCUUUAAGUAAUGUGAUAAAAGUCCAAGUAGAAAACCAGUUGAAUAAUAGAUGUACGAUCUUCAAAAUAGUGUUUGCACAGGAAGCUAGGUAGACUAAGCCCCCAUGUGAAUUGGUUUCGAGCCAAAUGGUCAUAUUCCACAAAAAACAUAGCAGCGAAUAAUGCUGAAUAGUCUGAAAAGCUACUGUUCUCACUCAGUAUCAAGGUUAUUUACAUUUGUAUUCAGAUCCGAUUUCCUAUUUUAUAUUUAGUUUUAUACAAACAUUUCUAUUUCGUUUUCAUGUUAUUUAGUUUCAGUUUUAAUGUUAGUGUCACGUCUACUCCCCUCUGGAGUUUGACGUUGCCGGUUUACGAACCACCGGUCCUGGGGUCCAUCAUUACGUGCACCCACAUGUCAUCAUGAACCUCCAUUACCUCCCCUUUAUCCGUCACUCCCUUAGGUCCCCAGGCAGUAUGAUGCUGUGAGAUGAAGCUACUGUUAUGUUGUCUGGUUCUAUGUUUGUUGUUUUAUUAAACGUUUCGCCUGCUUCUCCA
Molecule: messenger RNA, 3248 nt
Organism: Oncorhynchus gorbuscha (pink salmon)
Lineage: Eukaryota; Metazoa; Chordata; Actinopteri; Salmoniformes; Salmonidae
Product: sodium/potassium/calcium exchanger 1
Exons: 4
Biological process (GO): long-term synaptic depression; calcium ion transmembrane transport; intracellular calcium ion homeostasis
Cellular component (GO): membrane
Molecular function (GO): calcium, potassium:sodium antiporter activity; calcium channel activity
Source: RefSeq, a predicted model, not a curated record